AUGGCGGGGGGCCGCAGAGGACUUGUGGCCCCUCAGAAUACUUUUUUGGAAAACAUCGUGAGACGGUCGAACGAUACCAACUUUGUGCUGGGAAACGCUCAGAUCGUGGACUGGCCCAUCGUCUACAGCAAUGAUGGUUUCUGCAAGCUGUCUGGGUACCACAGGGCAGAGGUGAUGCAGAAAAGCAGCACCUGCAGCUUCAUGUUCGGAGAGCUCACAGACAAGGACACGACGGAGAAAGUGCGACUGACGUUCGAGAAUUAUGAGAUGAACUCGUUUGAAAUACUGAUGUACAAGAAGAACAGGACGCCGGUGUGGUUCUUUGUGAAGAUCGCGCCCAUUCGAAACGAGCAGGAGAAGGUGGUCCUGUUCCUGUGCACGUUCAGCGAUAUAACGGCCUUCAAGCAGCCCAUCGACGACGACUCCUCCAAAGCUGGCUGGGGGAAGUUCGCCCGACUGACUCGAGCUCUAACGAGCAGCAGAGGAGUCUUACAGCAGCUGCAGCCCACGGUCCACCAGGGAGAGAACGUCCACAAGCACUCACGCUUAGCUGAGGUUCUGCAGCUCGGCUCAGAUCUCCUCCCUCAGUACAAGCAGGAGACGCCCAAAACCCCCCCUCACAUCAUCCUGCACUACUGCCUCUUCAAGACCACGUGGGACUGGGUCAUCCUCAUCCUCACCUUCUACACGGCCAUCAUGGUGCCCUACAACGUCUCCUUCAAGACCAAGCAGAACAACGUGACGUGGCUGGUGGUGGACAGCAUCGUGGACGUCAUCUUCCUGGUGGACAUCGUUCUGAACUUCCACACCACGUUCGUGGGGCCCGCCGGCGAGGUCAUCUCCGACCCCAAGCUGAUUCGGAUGAACUACCUGAAGACGUGGUUCGUCAUCGACCUGCUGUCCUGUCUGCCCUACGACGUCAUCAACGCCUUCGAGAACGUGGACGAGGUGAGUGACCCUGGCGUCACAGGAACCAUUCAAUCAAACCAUCACUUCCAUGUCAGAUCUUCACGCCGAUCAUCUGCAUGUUCCACCGGCAUCAGCAGUUUGUUCAGCUCGCUGAAGGUGGUCCGGCUCCUCCGUCUGGGUCGGGUCGCCCGCAAACUGGAUCACUACAUCGAGUACGGGGCGGCCGUGCUGGUCCUGCUGGUGUGUGUCUUCGGACUGGCUGCCCAUUGGCUCGCCUGCAUCUGGUACAGCAUCGGCGACUACGAGAUCAUCGAUGAGGAGACCAACAUCGUGCGGGAGGACAGCUGGCUCUACAUCCUGGCCGAGUCGGCGGGCUCGCCGUACCGCUACAACGCCAGCGGCUCGGGGAAGUGGGAGGGCGGGCCCAACAAGGACUCGGUCUACAUCACCUCCCUGUACUUCACCAUGACCAGUCUGACCAGCAUCGGCUUCGGGAACAUCGCCCCCACGACGGACGGGGAGAAGAUCUUCGCCGUGGCCAUGAUGAUGAUCGGAUCCCUGCUUUACGCCACCAUCUUUGGUAACGUGACCACGAUCUUCCAGCAGAUGUACGCCAACACGAACCGAUACCACGAGAUGAUCAACAGCGUCCGGGACUUCCUGAAGCUCUACCAGGUUCCCAAAGGCCUGAGCGAGAGGGUCAUGGACUACAUCGCCUCCACCUGGUCCAUGUCCCGGGGCAUCGACACCGAAAAGGUGUUGCAGAUUUGCCCGAAGGACAUGAGAGCCGAUAUUUGUGUUCAUCUCAACCGGAAGGUUUUCAAAGAGCACCCGGCGUUCCGGCUGGCCAGUGACGGCUGCCUCAGAGCUCUGGCCAUGGAGUUUCAAACCAUCCACUGCGCUCCCGGCGACCUCAUCUACCACGGUGGAGAGAGCGUGGACAGCCUCUGCUUCGUGGUGUCCGGGUCUCUGGAGGUCAUCCAGGAUGAUGAGGUGGUGGCCAUCUUAGGUAAAGGUGACGUCUUCGGGGACGUGUUCUGGAAGGAGGUGACCCUGGCCCAGGCCUGCGCCAACGUGCGAGCGCUGACCUACUGCGACCUCCACGUCAUCAAGCGCGACGCCCUGCAGAAGGUGCUGGAGUUCUACACGGCCUUCUCCAACCACUUCUCCAGAAAUCUGCUGCUCACUUAUAACCUGCGAAAAAGGAUCGUCUUCCGAAAGAUCAGUGAUGUGAAGCGUGAGGAGGAGGAGCGGCAGAGGCGUAAAAAUGAAGCCCCUCUGAACCUGCCGCCCGACCACCCGGUACGAAAACUCUUCCAGCGCUUCCGGCAACAGAAGGAGGCUCGUUCCACGCCGGACAAACCGCAGCCGGAGGAUCACGACAUCGAGAAGGGCCCCUUGUACGUGGACGUCCCGCUGGCAAAGACAGCCCUUCCCACCAGCAGCAUCGUCACUGUAACAGAGAGCCCGGCAACGCCCUCAUCUUCAUCGCCUUCAUCUUCAACACCCUCCAAAUGUCCUCUGUCGGACAAGGUGAAGCUACAGGUUCCGCCUCCCGUCUCUCUGAUCGGAGGCCGGCUUGCCGAACCAGUUAAAGCCAAAGGGUGGGGUCGUUUCAAAGAGUCCAUGGCCAAACCCGACAACUGGAGCAAAGUGUCUAAAGCCGAAUCCAUGGAGGUUCUGCCCGAACGGACAAAAGUGCACGAAUCACAGACGUCUCUGAAGAAGACGGACUCCUGUGACAGCGGUAUCACCAAAAGUGAUCUGCGGCUGGACAAUGUGGGCGAGUUCCGCCUGACGCCGCAGGACCGCAGCCCCGUCCAGCCUCCGGAGACCCGGCACGCCUUCUAUCCCAUCCAGGAGCAAACGCUCCAGGCCUCGCUCCAGGAGCUCAAGCUGGAGCUGAAGGAGGACCUCUCGAGCCUGAACGUUCGAAUGUCCGGCCUGGAGCUGCAGCUGUCAGAAGCACUUCAGCUGCUCAAAGCCAGGCCAUCGAGUGUCGGCUCCCCGCAACAUCUCUUUGACAUCUCCAGACCUGGUUCACCGGAACUGGGCAAAGAGGAUAUCUUCUCCUGAAAGGACGUGCUGAGUCAUCCGGCAUCAGUUUCCUGUAAACUCAGCUAGAAUCCAGUGACUUGGAUUGCUGAGGCUGCACUGGGUGCACCCGUUUAGAUUAGGCCUGAGCGUGGUCUCUGAGAUCCACCGGCCUGUGUUGUAGGGGUCAUGCCUGUUGGCUACUGAGGACCAUCCCGUUGAGGUCAAGGCCCAGAUUUGGGCGUGGUCACACUAAGCACUGGGGGGUUCAAAACUGAAAAUGCUUGUAUAUAAGUUUGAUUUAUUUUCCAUUGCACUCUAAUGGUCAAAUAGCUUGAAUGGUAUGAAUUUAGCUUGAGUCCAAAAACCUGGUUGAGGUUUUGAGUCUCUACAGAAGUCAUGUCCCUGUCGGAAGGCUCUAGUGGAAACAGCAUGACCCACUGGUUUAUUAUGGUACGAGAUUCCUUGCAUGUCACAUAAAGUCGACGCGUGCCUCCAAAUGCAGACGGAGCGUAUUUUAUUAAUCGAGGCCGAGCGUCAGGUCAUUUGCAUCAUUUCACAGCGACAGGGGAGAGGGGACGCUUUCUUCUGCAGAUGUCGAAACAGUCUCCGAGUCAUUUCCUCCAGCCAUUGACGAAUUAUCUUAUUAUAUCAUCUGCCAGGAUCAUAAUGAAUUAUACAACAGAUAACUCCGGCCAGGCAAUCAGAUUUUUCAAAGACGUCUCUCAGCAGAACUUAUCAUUUCCAUAAACCAGCGGAUAAAACUGCUCCUUGAGAAAAGGGAAUGCAAUUUGAGCUUGUGUGGCAGCCGUCAGUUAUCUCCUCUGCAAUCUUGUCAUUCUCUUAUAUAAACACUACAGCGGGUGAUAUAUAUCUUUCUCUAUAUAUAUGAAUAUAUGUAUUGUAUGGCAGCCAUGCAUUUUAGCUUUGGUGAUGCACAGUUAGGUGAUGCAGCUGCUGCUGCUGCUGCUGCUGCUGCCCCGUAUUUAACAAACUGACAUGAACUUAGUAAGGAAUGCAUUUUCUGCAUCAUGUUUCUGAAAAAUAAUUUAUUUAUGUAUACAAAAUAAAACGAGCUGUCAACGAGUCAUCAGAGGUUUGGUCUUGGAAGCAAACCGGGAUAUGUGGACUGGUGAGUUUUGCCUUCCGAUGGCCACUGAGGUUCAUGUUUACACCCGUUAGCAUGCACAAGUUAAUAUGUUAGAAAAUCAUCCCGUCACAAUAUGAGAGUCAAACUGAGAGUCAACGAUCAAAAGUGUGAAAGUGUUUUGGAAGCAGUCACUGAUUUCUUUGUUGUUUAUUUUGAGGAACCUCCCUCUGAUCCACUGGUCUCUCACAUGCUCCCUCAAUGUGUCUUCAAACUGGGGGAAAACCACAUGAUCACAACUUCUAACACAGUGUAUGACUUUAAAAGAAUAUGACUGCAGAAAUUUUUGUAGUUAUUAUCUUUUCAUUUACUGAUUAUUUCUCGAUUUAUCAAUCACAAUCACUUGACUGAGCCUCAGGGAACGUCCUCAAAUUGCUUUACUUGUCUGAUCAUCAGUUGAAAGUUAUUUAAUUUUCUUUACAUAUGGGCAACUACCCAGAAGUUUGGUGAAGAAUUAUUGAAUUAAAAUGUAGUUGUUGGUUAAUUUUGUUUUUAUUGAUCCUGAUAAAUACAUUUAUAGAAAGAAAUGCAAACUAACAUGUAACUGAGGUCAAUUAAUUACUGAAGUUAAUGUUUAGGAACCACCAAAGUUAUUAUUUUACAAAUUUCACCACUUUCUAUUUAAUUUAACAUUAUUUUACUAAUUUAAUUUGUCUUACCACAAUUUUCAAAAACUCUCAAAUCUCCGAUGACAUGAUUCACCUCAUAAAUAUACAAUUAUAUCUGU
Molecule: messenger RNA, 4817 nt
Organism: Platichthys flesus (European flounder)
Lineage: Eukaryota; Metazoa; Chordata; Actinopteri; Pleuronectiformes; Pleuronectidae
Gene: kcnh1a
Product: potassium voltage-gated channel, subfamily H (eag-related), member 1a
Exons: 13
Coding region: 1-2985 (994 amino acids)
Biological process (GO): potassium ion transmembrane transport; regulation of membrane potential
Cellular component (GO): membrane
Molecular function (GO): delayed rectifier potassium channel activity
Source: RefSeq, a predicted model, not a curated record